GUUGAUAAGGUUAUUGAAAUUUCUAUUAAAUUGAGUUAUCGGUUUUGCUUCUAGUUCUAUUUGUAAGCCUCAAAAUGCAGCUUCACGUCAGAGGUCAGUCGACGCAUGUCUUGGAAGUCAGUGGCGAGGAAUCUAUUGGACAAAUCAAGGAACGCCUGAGAGUACUUGCCGAGGUAGGAGCUGAAGAUUUGACACUUUCAGUUAACGGCGCUCCUCUUGAUGAUUCUUACCUGGUUUCGGAACUCUCCUCUGCUGAGUUGGAUCUCACAGUACCACUGCUUGGUGGUAAAGUGCACGGUUCCCUGGCUCGUGCUGGAAAGGUUAAAGGACAAACCCCAAAGGUAGAGAAACAACAAAAGAAAAAGAAGAAGACUGGCCGUGCCAAGCGCAGGAUCCAAUACAACAGAAGAUUUGUCAACGUUGUACAGACGUUUGGUCGCCGCCGUGGACCCAACUCUAACUCAUAGGUUACUUUUAAUGUAAAUAACAUGCAAAUAUAACAUCCCAUUUGCU
Diatraea saccharalis (sugarcane borer) is the source of this 513-nucleotide messenger RNA. The record is from the annotation of a GenBank genome assembly. NCBI's taxonomy places the organism in Eukaryota, Metazoa, Arthropoda, Insecta, Lepidoptera, Crambidae.